CUGGGUCCGGUGUCACGGCUGGGCAUUGUGGGGUCCGUUACCCGCGGGGUUGAUGGCAGCUGGGUUUCGGGCUGCCGUGCAAAUUCCGUGUGAGGAGAAGGGCUUUGCCGUGCCGGAGCAGGUUCUGCUGUCCAGCCGCGCUUUGGCUUGGUUUGGUUUGGUUUGGUUUGGUUUGGUUUCUCCUCUGGGCUGUCAGGAUGGUCCGGCCCUUCCAUAAAUCCCGGCACACAGGUUGUACAGCCUGCCUCUGGGAAGCAGCUCAGCAGCUUUGGGCUGCUUUGCCCGAAGGUAUAGGGAGUCAUUCCCCGAGCUCCUGAAAUCCUGUUCUUCAGCAUCCCCUCUGCCGUCAGGUGGAAGCUCACAUUCCCUACACAUCAGUUAUGGGAUGGAUCCGGGUAAAUUUCUUGGAUACGUCCUGAGUGUGCAGACCUUCCAUACAGAGACCUGCAUGAGCUGCAGCUCCAGGAGCUGAGCACUGGCUGGCAGAGCUUGUCUGAGAAUGAGCAGGGAAAUGAACUUUGCUGAAGAGUUUUCCAUCCUCCCGUCGAUGCAGAGCUGGCAUUGAAUCCUCCAGGAGCUGCUCACUUUGAGGGGCUGCUCACUUCCCCCUGAGCCCAGCUGGUACAGCCAGGCAAUGGAUUCUCCCUAUGCCAACGGAGCCUACAGCCCCCCGUACCCACACUACGCCAGCCUGCCCCAGGCACGGGGCUUCUACUGCUCGGGGCCCCCGCGCAGCCCCUACCCCCCGGAGCCCCCGGGCCUCUACCGGCCCCCGUCGCCCGCUCCCGCCUGGAGCUACGUCCCCCCGGAGUGUCCCCCCGAGGGCUCGGCCCUCCGCAGGCAGCAGGUCCCCGGCUACUCCCCGCCACAGACCCCGGGGAUGCCGAUGCCGCAGUAUCCGUACGGAGACAGCGGUGCGGGAGUGACGGGGCAGGGCCCAGUGCCACAGCCCAGAGCCCUGGAGGACACCUGGGGCCCCCACUCUGGCUUUGGGGUGCAGCCUCGCUACGCCUGGCCCGCCUCGGGGCACGGCAGCCUCUACGUCUCGGACUCACACCCCCCCUGGACCGGCAGCGGGGCUCCUUCCCACCCACCCUCCUGGGAGUCACAGGGACAGGACUCUGUGUACGACAGACCUGAGCAAAGCCCCGGCCAACACGGUUACUAUUCUGAUGGCAACCAGCGGCACUCGGGGCCAGUGAACGAGCACAGGGUGGCCAAGCCUGCCCCAUCCCAGCCCCGGGUGCAGUACAGUGCCCAGCCCCAGCUCUACGACCUCGCCCCACGGAAACCCGUGGCCAGGAGCCAGGAGCUGGGCUUCAAACCUGCUGACCAGCCUGCCACGCAUCCUGCAGCCCUGCAGCCGGAGAUUCAGAGGAUCCUCCACGUGAUGGGGGAGGCUGAACAGCUGGAGGAAGAGGUGGAUGAGUUUGUAGGGAAAAAGACAGAUAAAUCCUACCGGCUGCUGGAGGAGAUGUUGACCAAGCUGCUGCUGGAGCUGGAUUCCAUUGAGACUGGGGGCCAGGACAGUGUCCGGCAGGCCAGGAAAGAGUCCGUCCACAGAAUUCAGGCCAUACUGGAAAAACUGGAAAGAAAGGGAUUGUGAAAGCACACGGGCCACAACACACAGCCUGUUGUUGAGGUUCCAAAGAGUUCUCUUAAAUCUCAGCUCUUUCUGCUACGCACUAUUGACAAUGGAAUAGCAAUAAGCCCUGAGUUAACAAAUCAAAUCAAACCCACCAAAAAGCCAGCCCAGAAGCCCAGCCCUGACAAACAACUCAGCAAAGGACAAAUGGAGAGAGGUUUGAAGCAGCAAAAGCAUUGAAUGACGAUGUUGAAGAGAGCUGGGCCAAGGAUGGAGCCCUGUGGGGUUGUGUACAGAGUUCCCCAGAUCAGGCCCAAUCUCUGGGUGCCUCCUACAGCCACAGCCAGUCUUCAAACACUCCUCAGAUGUGCUGCAAUGUGCAGCCACCAACCAAGACAAUGGGCUUGUCCUCACUGCCUGUAAUUUCAGCUUCAGCUCCCUUGCCAUGAACCCUGUGUGUCCUCAGAGGGGUUGUUUGGGUUUAGUGCACUCAAGGAGCAACACUGAAGUGCUGGAGGGAGGGACUGUGCUGGCACAUGUCACGUCAUGCUGUUCCUGCUGUGUGGUGCAGAGCCAGUGUGGGGUGUCCCUGUGGGCAUAGGAACAGACUGGAAAUCCCCGUUCUGCCACUGGAAGAAGUGCAAGUCAAGGCAAGAGCAGGGGCAGGAUGCUUGGGUCAGAAUCCCCUGUUUAAUGUCCCUCUCCAUCCUGUGAGUUCUGUCCCACUGUGCAGCAUCACGGGGAGGGAACAGCUCAGCCUGUUCCAGCCUCCUGCACAGCAGCUCACUGCUAUGUGUGGCACCUAAUAAACCCUGACAAGUUUUAAAUGUUAUUUUGUAA
Molecule: messenger RNA, 2425 nt
Organism: Haemorhous mexicanus (house finch)
Lineage: Eukaryota; Metazoa; Chordata; Aves; Passeriformes; Fringillidae
Gene: BAG4
Product: BAG cochaperone 4
Exons: 4
Coding region: 635-1606 (323 amino acids)
Biological process (GO): protein stabilization
Cellular component (GO): nucleus; membrane; cytoplasm
Molecular function (GO): adenyl-nucleotide exchange factor activity; protein-folding chaperone binding
Source: RefSeq, a predicted model, not a curated record